Messenger RNA from Parathielavia appendiculata, 718 nucleotides. Its product is annotated as tubulin binding cofactor A. The transcript is spliced from 3 exons. Bases 196 to 588 code for a protein of 130 amino acids. The record is from RefSeq and is a predicted model, not a curated record. Gene Ontology annotation, molecular function: beta-tubulin binding. Lineage: Eukaryota; Fungi; Ascomycota; Sordariomycetes; Sordariales; Chaetomiaceae. Gene Ontology annotation, cellular component: microtubule cytoskeleton; cytosol. Gene Ontology annotation, biological process: post-chaperonin tubulin folding pathway; tubulin complex assembly.
GAAAUAAGAUUCAACCCUCAUCCUAUUAUCAAGACGAGUCCAGCACCGGUGGCGGGAUUCUCAAUCACUCAUACAAUACCACAGCUUUCAGGCUGCGUUGAGAUCUUCCACACUGGUCGUAUACUAACUACCCUACACUCGACAAGCCGCGAUUUCAAGAGAACCAGAGAUCCAAUAAUCUCCCACCGACUCAAAAUGGCGCCCCCAAGCCCACUGGCCAUCGCAACACAAGCAGUCAAUCGCCUGGUCAAGGAAGAGUCGUACUAUCAUAAGGAGCAGGCCAACCAGGAAAAGCGCAUUAAGAAGCUGGCCGGGGACAUCGCGAACAACAGCCCGGACCUGGACAGCAACGCCGAGUACAUCUUGAAACAAGAGAGAAGGUCCCUGGAGGAGACCAAGGCCAUGUUUGAACCGCUCAGGAAACGCAUCGUCGAUGCCGUGGACAAGCUCGAAGAGCAGAUUGCCAUUUCCGAGAGCGAUGGUACCGGGUCCGAGGAGGAGCUGAAGAAGGCCAAGGAGGCGCUGGAGGCGGGGCAGAAAAUCGCUACGGAGGAGGAAGCGGCGCAGGAGCGACAUGAGGAGUUGUAGACUGGCAGAGAAUUAUGUGUAAUUCAGUCAACGGAGGCAGUGAACUCGUUGGCUAGCAAGCAAGCAAGCAGGCGACUCAAUGUUAAUUAGGUAUGCUACAUCUCGCUCCCAUCUGUUACACUUAAUGGCC